AUGCUACAAACAAUGCAAAAAGAAAUUUUUGGUGCUAGACUAUCAGCCAAAUAUUUAGACAAAGAAUUGGCUGGUCGGAUUCAACAAAUUCAACUACUGGGUAGAAAUAUGAAAGGCGCUGAACAUGAUCGUUUAUGGAAUCAAUUGGAAGCUGAAAUUCAUUUACAUAGGCAUAAAACUGUUAUUCGGGCAUGCAGAUUAUGGAAUCAAUGUACCAUCAUCGUUAACGAAGGCGAUAAGAACGGUCAACAGCAGAUAUUUUACAACUGUUACCAUUUUAGGGGUCGUGGAAACACCAAAAAUCUGUCUUUUCCACCAAUAGCCAACUAUUUUGAUCUGAGGAAAAAACGUGGUAUUGGUGAAACCAGAACUGUUAAACUUCAAAAAGAAUCUUACGAAGGUCUUGGAAUUUCAAUUACGGGUGGUCGAGAACACGGAGUACCAAUAAUAAUAUCAGAGAUACAUAAAGGGCAACCGGCUGAACGAUGUGGAGAACUCUAUGUUGGCGAUGCUAUUCUAUCCGUCAACGGUAUUAAUCUUCGUAAUGCAAAACAUUCUGAUGCUGUAGAAAUUCUUUCUGGACAAGAAAACGAACUAAUUAUGGAAGUUGUAUUUGUUAUGCCAGAUCAAGACAGCGACGAUGAAGGUGCUGUUGUAAUUGAGGCUUUAGAUGGUUCAACAUUUAACAUGUAUGAACCGUUGGAAGAACAGGAAUCAAAUAUUAACGAAUCGUUGAACAGUAACUGUUCGUCAUCGGCGUCGCAUCAUACGGAAUCGUCGAACAGUAUCACCGAAGAAACGGAGGCAAACGCAACGAAUGCACUGCUCGAACGGAUUAUUUAA
Enterobius vermicularis (human pinworm) is the source of this 843-nucleotide messenger RNA. The record is from the annotation of a GenBank genome assembly. NCBI's taxonomy places the organism in Eukaryota, Metazoa, Nematoda, Chromadorea, Rhabditida, Oxyuridae.